AUGGACGAAAAGAAUACCCUCAAUCUAACCAAGGUCAAAGGUGAAGUGUUCCAAAAGCUUCACACCUGGGAUGUCGACUCGCAGAUUGAAGUUGAGCCAUCGUCUCGAGCCCAUGCUCAGCUGUUAGCAAGACAAGAGUGCUCUGUCAUGGAGUUUGAGAUUCGAACCACUUUGUCCAACCCUAAAGGUGUAGUCCCUGUUACCUUUCAACACAAGAAGGUAGACAUCAUAUUUGUGGUAUUCAUUGAAGACUUCCAAAAGGCUUUUCAGCUUGUGGAAGAGGGAGGGGUUCUCUUUCAAAAACAUAAAAGGUGUGUGGAGUUGAUUGAGGAGAAGUGGCUGGACAAAGAUGGCGUGGAGCACUCGACCACCCACCCCCAGAUCAUCACCCGGGGCUCUAUGGUCUGCCUCAGCUGGACUGACCAGAAAGUGGACAUCAAGACCAGUCCAUUGUCAAUGGACGAGUCCACUUCUGAUGGGGACCACAACAUGAACAAGACGCCCGUCUGUCACACUGAAGAAGACCCAAGCGUCGACUCAUUUGUUAUGGUUUAUUAGUCAGAUAUAUUUUCACAACUAGUAGAGAUACAGAAUAUACACUUUACUCUACCUACCCAUUAUAAAAUUCAUACGUCUUUAUAUAUAUACAUAUAUAUACAUUUAUUUAUUUAUUUAUUUAUAUACAUGGAGUGUUGGUUCAGAUGUCAUGUGUGAGUGAAGUGCAUGUGAAGUUGUUUGGGCUAUCGUCUAGUUUUAAUUAAUCCUAAUCCACUCCACUCACACAUACACAUGGUUUAGUAAAUAAUUUUCUCUCUAAUAUUUUACAAGUUAACUCAUACUAAAUUUAAUUUAAAAAUUAAAUAAAAACACCAACUCACAAAUCUACCAAGUAAUGCAUAGUUUGUUUACUAUUUAAUUGUGUUUCGUUAUUAAAUAUCUGUAUGCACU
This is a messenger RNA of Physella acuta, 948 nucleotides long. RefSeq lists its product as uncharacterized. The record is from RefSeq and is a predicted model, not a curated record. Lineage: Eukaryota; Metazoa; Mollusca; Gastropoda; Physidae.